Messenger RNA from Aethina tumida (small hive beetle), 2564 nucleotides. It is a transcript of the gene Gdap2, whose product is annotated as protein GDAP2 homolog. The record is from RefSeq and is a predicted model, not a curated record. The transcript is spliced from 12 exons. NCBI's taxonomy places the organism in Eukaryota, Metazoa, Arthropoda, Insecta, Coleoptera, Nitidulidae. Bases 164 to 1681 code for a protein of 505 amino acids.
UCCUGCGCCAGAUGCGCACCAAGUCCGAACCGUACGAAACGUCACUCGCUGUGUAACUUUGACAGUUGGUGUAGGUGUGUGUAUUGUUGUUUUAGCAGGAAGUGUUAUGGUAUUGUUGUUAAACUGAGUAAACGCUGGCUGUUUUCGAUACAAGGUAUACUUCAUGCGGAUUAUAAUGAACCAGGAACCCUUAGGGGUGGCUCCCGACAUAGUACUGCCACAAAAUCUGGAAAGGUGGAGCGAGACCAACUCCAUACACAAUUUGACUGAUUACAGUGCCAUUGGUCAGGCCAAGCACGAAACCUCCCCCUUCCCUUAUGAUCCCGAAAUUAAUCAUAAAAUAAUCUUAUGGACUGGUGAUAUUUCCUCUUUACAAGUAGAUGCCGUAGUCAAUUCCACAAAUGAAUCAAUGAGUGAUAGCAAUCCAAUUAGCGAUCGGAUAUUCCAGAGGGCCGGAUCCGAUUUAAAAGAAGAAAUCAAUUUAAACGUUAAAGAAUGCCGGACGGGUGAAGUUAGGGUGACGCAAGGACAUGCACUGCCAGCACGAUAUAUUAUACAUACAGUAGGACCCAAGUACAACAUUAAGUACCAAUCAGCCUCAGAAAACACCCUGCACACGUGCUAUAGGAACAUUCUGCAAAAAUCAAAAGAGAUGGGCGUGCAUUCGAUAGCGUUGCCCGUCGUCAAUUCGGUGAAGAGGAACUAUCCACCGGACGAGGGUGCUCACAUAGCACUACGUACGGUGAGGAGGUUCCUCGAACAGCACGGGAGCUCACUGGACACGGUGAUAUUCGUCGUUGACAAAUUGGACGUGGGCAUCUACGAGGUACUGCUACCCCUAUAUUUCCCGCGUUCGAAGUUUGAGCAGGACGCAGCCAGGUGGCAACUUCCCGCUGACGUUGGCGGCACCAUGGGUGAACCGAUCAUGCCAGAUAGGCAAAUCAGGAUCAUUGACAAUCCGCAACACACGUUGCAUGCCGACGAGGAAUCCAUAGACCUAUCGUCGCAGCUGGAGACCUCGGUCAACGUUGGUGAGCAUGCAUUCAGUCAGAUGCAAGGCGACCUGGACCAGCAACGGCUUCUCGGCGAGCGACCGACCAAUGAUCCACUCGACAACAUCAUGAUCAAGGAGUUGCAGCACCAGGAACGAUACGAGAGGCUAUUGAGGCGUGCCAAGGCUGAGGACUUGACGGAAGUUUCGGGCAUCGGCUGUCUCUACCAGAGCGGCGUCGACAGACUCGGACGGCCCGUUGUGGUUUUCGUUGGAAAAUGGUUUCCGUUCAAUAGGAUCAAUUUAGAUAAGGCAUUAUUAUACCUAAUAGCGCUGUUGGAUCCAAUAGUAAAGGGCGACUAUGUGAUCGCCUACUUCCAUACGUUGACUUCUAGUAAUAAUUAUCCUUCGUUCGCCUGGCUGAAAGAAGUAUACAAUGUGUUGCCUUACAAGUACAAGAAGAACCUCAAAGCGUUCUACGUGGUGCAUCCGACCGUCUGGACAAAGAUGAUGACAUGGUGGUUUACGACGUUUAUGGCACCGGCCAUCAAGCAGAAAGUGCACAGUUUGCCAGGAGUCGAGUACUUGUAUUCUGUGAUGUCGCCAGACCAACUGGAGAUCCCCGCGUUCAUCACAGAAUACGACAUGACCGUUGCGGAUAAAGCUUCGAAGAGAAAAUGGGGUCGUUAAAUAUAAAUGGCUUGAGAUAUUUCCAACCGGGUGCGCCGACAUAAGUGAUAGAAGCAAUGCAAAUGACCAGUGCCCAACUUAGUAUUUCAUCCCCCAGUGAUAAGUUGCAAUAUUUGAAUAGUGCUAAGUUUUGUGUGCCAAUUUGUUAUGAACAAUUGCUGCCGUUGUUUAUUUUAUUAAUGGAAGAAAUAAACGAUGCCUCUAAAGUAUGUGAGAGAACUCUAGUUAUAUGAACCUCUAGUAAUAAACUGCUACAAAUCGUUGAAUAGUUAGUUGCCUAUGAGAACGUAUGUUGUUUUGUAGGUAUAUGCAUAAUAAUUAAAAAAGAGAAAACCAUUUGUUUUGUACUGUAGUGUUUCUUUUGUACUCAGUUUACAGGUACAUUCCGGACGCAACUCGGUUAACAAUAAGUCUCAUAUAUAUAUAAAAUACUCUACUGUCCUAUUAUUAUUUAAGAAUCCUCUAUUUUUAAAUAUAUAUCAAAAAACAAUAAAAGGCUUACGAUGUAUAAGUAAUUCCAGAGUUACUUAAAUUUUGUAUAUAGAUCUUUAAGUAGCGGGCAUCAUAAAAAGAACCUAUUCUUAUAACAUGUGAUAAAAAUAGAUAAAUCUAACAUUUAUAAUCAACAUAUUACGCCCAUUACUUUAAGAUAUAUUUUGCAAAGUGUGUAUUUUAUUUACCGUUAACUCUUAAUAUAUUAUAUAUUUUUACUGACUAUUCUAUUACCUAAAGUACGUAAGUAACUGGUAGAUUGUUGUAGUUGUUUUAUUUUAUACAAUUAUACAUACUUCUUAUAUUCUAAUGUUGUUUACUAUUUAAAUAUAUAUAAUAAGUUGAAAAUCACAAUUAACUUGUUAUGCAAAUAAAAUACUUACUAAUUAUC